Cataglyphis hispanica is the source of this 775-nucleotide messenger RNA. RefSeq names its product E3 ubiquitin-protein ligase MARCHF2-like. The record is from RefSeq and is a predicted model, not a curated record. Lineage: Eukaryota; Metazoa; Arthropoda; Insecta; Hymenoptera; Formicidae. The transcript is spliced from 4 exons. Gene Ontology annotation, molecular function: zinc ion binding. The coding region runs from base 135 to 728 and encodes 197 amino acids.
UAUAGUGAAGACACGUACAGAAAAAAAUUUAUAAAUUUUAUAAAAUAUUGAUUGAUAUUGACCUUGCAUCGCAACAAAAGUUUAUAGCUAUAUAAAAAAUUUUAUUAUUCAAUAAAUUAAUAAUAUAAUUAAAAAUGGGAGAAUUUGGAUUAAAUGAUCUGUGUGAACGUUUGAAAGAAGAGAUUCCUCUUUUGAAAGAGAAAAUGUCAAUUACGGCUUUAUGUUGGCGUUGUAACGAAGGUAAGAAUAAGGGAAAGCUCGUAUCUCCAUGUAAGUGUAUAAAACAAUUCAUACACGUUGAUUGUCUAGAGAUAUCGGCAAAUACUCAAAACAUACUUCACUGCCUAUUUUGUCAUACUCAAUAUCCAUUAGAUAUAAGACGCAAAUCAUUAUUAGAGUGUUACAGAGACAAUACAUUGCUUCAGAUGUUUCGAGAAGUUUGUUCUCCUCUUUUCAAAUUACUAGCUUUUAUAUUCUACUCCUUUUUUUUAAUUGGCAUAUUGAUUUAUAUAGUCACAUUAUUUGAUUAUAUUUUAAUAAAGGACAAUCUCGUUAUCGUUAUUAUCAUAAUGCUUAUGAUUCUUACAUGCUUCUACACUUUUCUUUUCUUCGUUUAUACGAUUGAGCCCUUUCUAUCUAACUGGUUUGACAAAAUACGUAACAUUUAUCGUAAAUAUACUCAAGAAGUUAAACUGAAGACACAAUAUUCAUAUGUUGGAAUAAUUUAAGUGCAAAUAAAAUUUAUUUUUCUGUACAUUUGUAGACUAUAUAAUGC